GUAGGUUCAAUGCAUAUUCAUUAAGCUUACCUUUGUCGAACGGUUUCUUACUUGAAUAUGAAAUUAAUCCGAACUAUCAGUAGGUGCUAAUAAUUGUACUAUGUGAGUCGAUAAAUGCCGUAGAAAUGACGAAUUUCGCUGUGAAAGAAGUGUCGAAUCAUAAUUCACGUGAAUCCUUAUGGCUCAUCAUACACGGAUCGGUGUACGAUGUUACUAAAUUUCUACACGAGCAUCCAGGUGGUGAAGAAGUAUUUUUAGAUGCCGCUGGUAACGAUGCCACCGAAUGUUUCGACGCUAUAGGCCACACCACCGAAGCGAAAUCUUUGAUGAAGAAAUUCAAAAUUGGCGAAAUUUCCAAACAUCCUGGAGGCGAAGAAGUACUUUUAGAACAAGCUGGAAAAGACGCAACCGAACAAUUCGAAGAUGUAGGCCAUUCCAGUGAUGCCCGUGAAAUGAUGACAAAAUACAAAAUUGGCGAAUUAGCCGAGUCCGAUAGAAAAAAAGAAGCUCCGAAAGAAAAACCGAAAUGGGAAGUUACCGAUAACGAUACGUCAAGUUGGCGCUGCUGUUGUAUUUUGUAGCACCUCGAAGAUAAUAAAUUUUCCACCCGGCUCAUGGACGGCCUGGGUCAUUCCAGCCGCAUUGGCGAUCGCUGCCACCGUUAUAUAUAGAUUCUUCUUUGCCAAGUGAUGACUUCUAGAGGAGAAUUUUUCGAUAUUCCACAUUUGUUUUAAUUACAGCUAUAUUUUAUGAUUUUUUUUUCUUUUCCCGACGUAUUCUUUCAUUUUUUAAGAAAUUUUAUUUGAAUUUUAAUUUUCGUAUGUUUAUUUUCUUUUAUUUAUUUCAUUCAAUAAUAUAUUAUUCGAAACAGCGAAAAAAAAGAAAAAAAAUAGAAAUUGGGAAUAGGCAUAUUAAAAUGAUAUAAGCAUGGGUUGUUGUAUUAAGUUUUUAUGUUAAUAUUUUUUUACAAUUGUUGAAAAGAAACUGAUUUUUUUUUUGUAUGAAAUUUAAACCAAUGGUUGGUAUUUUCGCGCGCAAAAUUACCUUACCAAUUUUUUUAUUUUAUAUUUUUGUUUUUCUUACGUUAAAUUAAAACAUGUAAUAUGAAAUAUCCAUUUCAAGGGAACAAAUGUAUACAUAAUGUGUUAAAUAUUCAAAGAGAAAAAAAAGUUGCAUUUUAUUAUGUGAUACUAAUUACCUAUACAGACUUAGUAUUAGCAUAUCGUUCAUCUUUAUUACCAUGGAAUUGGUCGUGAUAGAUGUUACGAAAUAGGGUAGUUAAUAGAGUUAUACGUAGUAUACUGUAUUUGAUUCGAGCAGAUUUUUUUACAAAGCAAUAUCAUAUUUCAUAACUGCCAUACCGCCAUUUUAAAAUGAUGUAGCCGUGUUAUUUCUUCCUAAAUUCUAUUCAAUUUUAAUUUGUCAUCAUCUGAAAUUUGAUUAGACGACUUCUUGAUUUUGAAGCACAUCUAAUGGUAGGUGAUUACCGCAGUUUUUUUCUUUCUACUUUAGUUGAUAUUUGUAAUAUUAGAACUGAGUGGAAUUCUAGACGUGUGUUCGAUUUGAUACAAAUCGAUAGAUUUUUGUUUAAGAAAUGCGUUAUAAAAACAUUUUAUUAUAUUUAUUCCAAUGAAUGGUAUGUAUAUUGAAAUUAAAUUUUAGGAGGUAAUAAAUACAAUUCUACGUACAAUCA
Molecule: messenger RNA, 1693 nt
Organism: Planococcus citri (citrus mealybug)
Lineage: Eukaryota; Metazoa; Arthropoda; Insecta; Hemiptera; Pseudococcidae
Gene: Cyt-b5
Product: cytochrome b5
Exons: 6
Coding region: 126-581 (151 amino acids)
Cellular component (GO): membrane; intracellular membrane-bounded organelle
Molecular function (GO): heme binding
Source: RefSeq, a predicted model, not a curated record